Aphanomyces astaci is the source of this 1439-nucleotide messenger RNA. Its product is annotated as TKL protein kinase. The record is from RefSeq and is a predicted model, not a curated record. The coding region runs from base 74 to 1348 and encodes 424 amino acids. Lineage: Eukaryota; Oomycota; Saprolegniomycetes; Saprolegniales; Verrucalvaceae. The transcript is spliced from 2 exons. Gene Ontology annotation, molecular function: protein kinase activity; ATP binding. Gene Ontology annotation, biological process: protein phosphorylation.
CCCAAAUCCAAAGCGGACCACGGCGCCGUGGCCGCUUCACUCGAAAGUCAACUUGGAAGCUGUGCGUACCAAGAUGCAGUUCAUGCUGCUCACGUUUGUCCCAUACGACCUCCAGGGGUUUCUCACCAGCGUCGUGGCCAUCUGCAGCUACUUUCGCCUUCGAACGCGGUUCGACCUGGGCCUGAGUCUCAAAGCCAUCAACCCGUCGUCGAUCGAGUUUGACGAACCCCUCGCUAUCCUCGGCCAAGGCGCGUUCGCUGUCGUGGUCAAGGCUACGUGGUUCCCGUCGCGGCAGCUCGAGUACGGCACUGUGCUCGGCUGCUUGUUCCCUAUGACUGCCGCCAAGAGCUCGACCAGCACUGACAACCACCCUCGACGACGACCCAUGUCUCCCCAUGACAACACGAGUGUGCGCGUCGCAGUCAAAACGUUCAAGCUCGAACGCAACGGCGCCAACUCGACGCUGAAUGGGAUCCAGGAAGAAGCGUACUUGGCGUCCAAGCUCAUCCACCCCAACAUCAUGGCCACGUACGGGUGCUACACGGUAGGCUCGACGCUCUACCUUGUGUGCGAAUACCUCGGCGGCGGCACCCUCCAAGACGUGAUCGACACGGCACAGCCAUUGCCGUACGAACAAGUGCUGCUGUACGCGCUGCAAAUUGCCUCUGGCAUGGAGUUUCUCCACGGGUUGGCGGUGCCCGUGAUCCAUCGCGAUCUGAAGCCCCUCAACUGCUGCUUUGACCAAACUCACUCGACGCUCAAGCUCGUGGACUUUGGGUUCUCGAGGCUGUUCCGGGCCGACCCGAAACAAGCCGCCAGCAACACGACGCCGCGCCCGACGACGUGCACUGACAGGGAAAUGGAAUCGCGCCGCACCAACCUACCGCUGUUUAGCAGCGCCACGUCCCGGUUUUCACGCGUUCCAGAGCAACUCGGGGACUCGGGGCACACGUGCCCGUCGUUGCUGCUCACGUCGCGCGUGGGGACGGUGUGUUGGGCGGCGCCCGAAGUGCUCUCAGAGGACGAACAGACGCGGUACAGCCUCAAGGUGGACGUGUACAGCUUCGGCAUCAUAUGUUGGCAGCUGUACACUGGCAAGCAGCCCUUCAGCGACAUCCCUGGCAGCGUCUUGGCCGUGGAGGAGGCGGUGCUGCAAGGCACGCGGCCCCGAAUCCCCGACGACUGCCCCGUGCACUUUGCCAAGCUCAUGCGGCGCGCGUGGCAUGCCAAUCCGGACCGCCGCCCGUCGUUCGUGGACGUCGUGCGCGUGCUCGCGGCCGAGCUCAACCAGUUCCACAUGUUUGGCACUGUGCGCAGCGAACCCAAGAGUCCAUGCGACUGGGACUAACUAGGCUUCUAUUUAACGAGCUACUACUAUUUAUGUGUCGCAUUCGAAGCAGGUGUCGAUAUUAUUGUAUGCUAAGGCUGUGCUUUUCAUG